AUGACAGAUUCCUUGUCUAUAGAAAUUCUGCUGACCAUCCUUGAAUGCUUGUCCCCGCUUGAUCUUUUCUCCGCUACCAGAGCUUCGCCAAUCUUAUACCGCACCUUCAUCGCCUACAAACAACAUCUUCUCAAACAUACUCUCCGCCAGGCUAUCCACCCCGCAUGUGGAGCAGACGUCCAUUCCGCGCUGGACGCACAGCAUAUCCCCAAACUUAUCAAAUCAGGCGAAAGCAUUGCCAAACUCAAGGCCGAUUGUUUCUCAAUUUUUGCCACUGACCGCACUCGUCGGCGUCGAAAUAAUGACCAGUUCAGCGUGGACAAUGCGAACCUCGAUACGUUGUUUUACCUCCAUAUCAAUAUUGAGCGCCUGAUCGAUAGCUAUUGCCACUGGUCACUGGGCAAUUUGACCUCACACAAUGAAAAACCAACACAGUUCCAAACGACAACCGUCCACCCAAGAGCGACCCUGUCACCUACCGAACAGGCCCGUCUUCAACGGGCGUUCUACCGAUACGAAAUCUAUGCCAGAUAUCAACGUGUCUUACAUCUCCUUACCGACAAAAGCACGGCCCUAAACUUUUCGCAGAUUCUGUUAAGCUUCAUCUCGCAAUUCACCCUCUAUGAAUUCGAAGAGAUUAUCAGCGUACGGCAAUUCCUCGCUCAAUUCAUUAGAUCGCUCUGCGAAAGAGUCGAGGAUGAUUUCGUGGCUUCUUGUUCCCUCACUGAUUCUGUUGGCGCCGGUGUCGAGAAAGAAGCUUCGGGGAAUGCAGUAUCAACGAAAAGUCAAGACCUUGACGAUCUUUCCUUCUUCACAAAGUCAUACCGAGACACCCACCACUUGGAUCAUGUGAAAUUCCUGGUAUCCUGUGGUUUACCAUACGUUUUACGUCUGAGUCUCAUGGAAUCCCAAGCCCUCAAACACGCCAUGCUCAACUCAUACAUUGAGUCGCGCAAGAACACCGUCGUAGACUUCUUUUUCCAAGGUGGACUAGACAUUGGAUCGUGCGACGGGGAACAGAAAGCAAUCUUCCUUCGGGGUAAACUGGUCUCCAUCCCCCGUGAUGAAGUCGGCAGUUUCAACCUAGGCUGGAAAUGGGGUACCAGCUUUCCCGGAUUUGUCAAGCCCGAUACUCCCGCUAUGUUCGAUUUGCGGAACCAGGGCUAUGUAUUCUGGGAUCAAGAGCGGCUGCAGGAAUCGGGUCUUGUAAAUGAGCCAUAUGUAGUUCAUGUCGGGACGAAUUACUUUCCGCCUGGUCACAAGGGUCCGUUUGUGCGGCCGAGUGUCGAGGAGAGGCUUGGUGGGUUAGGGGUUGAUUCUGAGGCCUUGAGGAAAUUGAACGAUGAAUAG
This is a messenger RNA of Penicillium hordei, 1350 nucleotides long. RefSeq lists its product as uncharacterized. The record is from RefSeq and is a predicted model, not a curated record. NCBI's taxonomy places the organism in Eukaryota, Fungi, Ascomycota, Eurotiomycetes, Eurotiales, Aspergillaceae. The transcript has a single exon. The coding region runs from base 1 to 1350 and encodes 449 amino acids.